AAUGCUCGCGAAGGAACACGUUCCAGCCAGAGCCACGACACACUCUAGUCAACUAAACAAUGCAACAAGAGAAGAGCGAAGAAGAUCAUCACAGCCGUCUGAUCAAUGUCACGGCCAAAGAUCUAACGGCCGGAAACCGACGCCUUGUGGAGGUUCCGUACACAGCAACAAUCUCCCACGCAAUGAACACAUUAGUUGCUAACUCUAUCUCCGCCCUCCCUGUGGCUGCACCACCUGGACACUGGAUCGGAGCCGGCGGUUCCAUGAUCAUGGAGUCUGAUAAACAAACUGGAGUUGUACGAAAACACUACAUCGGUAUUCUCACCAUGCUCGACAUACUUGCUCAUAUCGCCGGGGAAGACUCUGAUCUCUCCGAUCUUGAUCGCAAGAUGGGUUCACAGGUGUCAUCCAUCAUUGGUCACUGUCUCGAAGGACUUAGUCUCUGGACACUGAAUCCUAAUACCAGCUUCUUAGAGUGCAUGGAAGUGUUUGGCAAAGGGAUCCAUCGAGCUUUAGUACCAGUGGAGAGCAGCAUAGAGAGUAGUAACACCAUUGCAGGAGUUGAGUUGAUUGAGUCAGCCUCUGCUUACAGGAUGCUUACUCAGAUGGAUCUCUUGAGGUUCCUCAGAGACCAUCACUUUGAUGACCUCAAGACUGUCCUCUCACGCUCUAUCUCCGAUCUCAAAGCCGUUCAUGAUUCCGUAUACGCCAUCACAGAGAGAACAACUGUUUCCAGUGCCAUCAACGUUAUGAAGGGUGCUCUGCUCAACGCUGUCCCUAUCGUUCACGCACCUGAUGUACCACAAGAGGAUCAUCUACAGCUAAUCAAUGUAGGCUUCAUUGGGAGGCAUAGGAAAGUGAUAGGUACGUUUUCGGCAACGGAUUUAAAAGGAUGUCGCUUGCCGGAGUUGCAGACGUGGCUGUCACUCACAGCUCUGGAGUUCACUGAGAAAGCUACGGGGAAAGAGAGGGACGUGGUUAGUUGCGGUGUGGAAGCAACGAUGGAGGAAGCCAUAGAGAAAGUGGUGAACAGAGGAGUGCACAGAGUGUGGGUGAUGGACCAACAGGGUCUUCUUCAAGGGGUCGUCUCCCUCACUGAUAUCAUACGCUCCCUAAGAUCUGCUCUUUUGUAAACGAUGAACUCACUUUGUUUUUUUACUUUUCCUCAAUAAUCUAACAAUGUAAUCUUAUACUUUGAAAGAUCUGCUCUUUUUUUUAAUCGACGAGCUCACGUCUUUUACCU
This is a messenger RNA of Camelina sativa (false flax), 1243 nucleotides long. Its product is annotated as SNF1-related protein kinase regulatory subunit gamma-like PV42a. Lineage: Eukaryota; Viridiplantae; Streptophyta; Magnoliopsida; Brassicales; Brassicaceae. Gene Ontology annotation, cellular component: nucleus; cytoplasm. The record is from RefSeq and is a predicted model, not a curated record.